Molecule: messenger RNA, 2190 nt
Organism: Zychaea mexicana
Lineage: Eukaryota; Fungi; Mucoromycota; Mucoromycetes; Mucorales; Lichtheimiaceae
Product: biotin-protein ligase
Exons: 5
Coding region: 110-2080 (656 amino acids)
Biological process (GO): protein modification process
Cellular component (GO): cytoplasm
Molecular function (GO): biotin--[biotin carboxyl-carrier protein] ligase activity
Source: RefSeq, a predicted model, not a curated record
GAAACACAUACAGGCUUUUUCUUUCCACUACCCAACCAGCUUCGACCUUCGAACCUUGACAACAACAAUCCUCUCUGCAUUCACUCGCCGUUGUUUCAAAACCAUCGCUAUGAGCGGUAUUAACGUACUAAUCUACACCGGCAAUGGAACCUCGCCCAAUUCUGUUCGCCAUACACAAAACACCCUGAAAUCGUUGUUGGGUCAUGCUUACGAUGUCGUGCCCGUUGAUGCCAAAACGUUGCGUCAGGAGCCUUGGGAAGGAACUUGUGCCUUGCUUGUCGUUCCUGGUGGACGAGACUUGCCCUACUGCAACGAUUUGAAUGGCGUUGCCACUAGUCGUAUCAAGCAAUACGUUCGCUGCGGCGGUCGAUACCUUGGCCUGUGUGCAGGUGGCUACUUUGGUUCGAGCACUAUUGAAUUUGAGCAAGACCGAAAAGAUAUGCAAGUCUGUGGCAAACGUGAGCUCGAGUUUUUCCCUGGACUCUGUCGUGGCACUGUAUACCCUGGUUUUGUCUACGAAAGCGAACAAGGUGCUCGCAGUACUGCGAUAAGGCUUGUCAACGAGCAUUUGCAGCCUUACUACCCCUCAGAUUCGCUCGUUCCAAAAUCAAUUGACAUGUAUUACAACGGAGGUGGCUACUUUGCCCAUGCGGACCAAUAUCCCAACGUUCAAGUACUCGGUCGCUUUGUGGAUGCAGGCAUCUGCAAGGACGAGGACUAUCCGGCAGCAGCAGUCCAUUGCACUAUCGGCGACGGCUCAGCGGUCCUGAUCUCGACACAUCCUGAAUAUGAUAUGUCGCUACUGGAACAGCCAGACAUGAGCAGUGAAAUGUUGGCAGAGUUACAACGUUCGGAACCGGACAGAAAGGCGUUCUUGCGUGCAGUGUUUGCGAAAAUGGGCUUGAAAGUGGUUGGAUUUGCCAAGGGUCAAGUUGAUGAAAUCAAGGUUCCAGACCUGACACCAGUCUAUUUGACCGCCCUCAAAGGUCAGAUUGCACACACCAUUGCUACGGAGCUGCAGGCUGAGGCAAAGGACUCGGUGAUUACGGAUUCCAACGAUACGUUCCUGCUUUCGAGUUCGAGCGAUGAUCCAGUAUUGAAAAAGCUGGCGGCGUUGACCGUGGAUGAUGAGGACAGGCCCAAGCCAAUAGAAAUUCGAAUCCCUGAUUUUUCAUCAGAUCCAGCUUGUCCCGAGCGUUCGCUUACCCCACAUUUCGAUAUCAAAGCUUACUAUGAUGCGCUGCUUGCUCGCCGCGAUCAAGAGUGGGGUGGUGGAAGGUGGUAUCUUUUUGGCAAUGCACUGAUGUAUACAGAAGUCAUCAAUAGCACGCAGACCAUUUUAGACAAGAACUACAAUUUUGCUCAAAAGCUACCAACCGGCCUUGUGUGUACUGCAACAACACAGCUGGCUGCUCGAGCCCGUGCUCGUAACUCGUGGGUGUCGCAAUUGGGUGCUCUCCAGUUCAGCUAUAUACUGCGACAUAGCCUCAAGCUUUCUCAUGCACCAGUUGUGUUCCUUCAGUAUAUUAUUGCACUUGCCGUCGUGGAAAGCGUUCGAAGCCGUAAAGGAUAUGAAGGAGUCCCUCUUCGUGUCAAGUGGCCGAACGACGUCUAUGCCGAGGAUGGAGAUCAGCUGAAGAAGGUUGGAGGAAUACUUGUGAAUUCGAGCUUUGUUCAAGACGAGUUUUUGAUAGUCAUUGGGUGCGGUAUCAACGUUUCCAACCCACGCCCAACGGUCUCCAUAAACGAUGUAAUUCAGGCACACAAUCCCUCUCUUCCUAGAAUCUCGCCAGAAGACAUGCUCGCCGGAAUUUUGGUUCUUUUUGAGAGAUUUUACUCAGAAUUUUGCGAAAAGGGCAUGGGUUCUUGGUUUUUGGACCUAUACUAUAAGCGGUGGUUGCAUAGCGAUAAGGUCGUUACGCUAACAACACAUGAUAAUGUGCGUGUCAGGAUUACUGGCAUUACCAGUGACUGGGGUAUGCUUGAAGCUGUUGCAGUAGAGGGAGGAAAGCGCUUCACACUGCAACCUGAUGGCAACAGCUUUGACAUGCUGAAGGGUCUCAUUAUGAAAAAAAUGUAAAAAGAAAAGCUUUAUUGUACUAGUAUUUGUACCUGUAUUUCGAUUUUUAUUAUUUACCAUACCAACAAGAAGAUUGACUGUCAUAUCGGUUGUUCAGUGUUCAAAAUUCG